Messenger RNA from Cajanus cajan (pigeon pea), 950 nucleotides. RefSeq lists its product as uncharacterized. The record is from RefSeq and is a predicted model, not a curated record. NCBI's taxonomy places the organism in Eukaryota, Viridiplantae, Streptophyta, Magnoliopsida, Fabales, Fabaceae.
UCCAAUAGCCUUUACUCUUUGUAUUGUCUUCCACCCCUAGUUAAUAUCCCUCACCAUUUCUCAACAAUGAUGCCUGAAAUCAUUGAUUUGACAAACUCCUCUCCAUCACCACCCAGGUCAUCUAAUGCAUCCAUAGUCCUUGGUUCUACUAGACAAGUAAAAUUUGAGAAUGCUCAUUUUCCCUUAAUUGUUGGCACAAAUCCCAACUUGAGUCAAGCAAGCCAACAACAAAUUGUUACUCCUUGGCCAACUUUUGACCAAACCAAUGUGCCUUCUCAAAUUGUUACUAGUUUCCAACCUAGCAUGCAAGGUGGGAUUGUUACAACUGAACCAAACAAAUACUUGGUUCCUCAUGGAGCUAUGCUGAAUGAGCCUUGGACCCAAAGAGAUCAUGAGUUAUUUGUAAUGGGGCUAAUUAGAUAUGGAAAAGGGCGUUGGACAAAAAUUGCUAAAGAUUUUUUGCGCAAUAAGACCCCUCAACAAGUUCAAAGCUAUGCAGCUAACUUCAUGCAACAGGUACCACCACCAUUCCCACAUGAAUUUGGGAGAAGGACCCCCACUUACUCCUCACCUCACUUCAUGUCCAAUGAUUGGAACUUGAUUAUUGAUCCAUCUAUCCCAAACUCUGUGCCUGUGGUUGUUAACAACCGAUCUCAACAACUUUUCACCCUUGUCCCAAUGACUGAUCGCUUUCUUUUGGAUCCACCAAAUGGAGAAGCUAGCACCAGCACCAAUAAUAACACCAACACCAUCAAGUAUGGGUUUCAGAUGCAUACAGGAGAUGUCGUUGCAAGCACUUCCAUGAAUGUUACUCCAAGUGCUAAUGAAGACAUUGAUUUGGAGUUGCGCUUAGGUCCAAGACAUUGAGUCUCAAAUAUGUGUAUCAUGCUUGGAUAGAUUAAUAAAACUAGAUAGCUAUCUAAGUGUUGUGUGAUUAUAUCACUAUUGCA